Molecule: messenger RNA, 2582 nt
Organism: Carassius auratus (goldfish)
Lineage: Eukaryota; Metazoa; Chordata; Actinopteri; Cypriniformes; Cyprinidae
Product: tripartite motif-containing protein 16-like
Exons: 7
Coding region: 238-1956 (572 amino acids)
Molecular function (GO): protein binding; zinc ion binding
Source: RefSeq, a predicted model, not a curated record
UCUUCAUUGUUAUCAUUUCCACUGACAUGUGAUGAUACAUGUUUAUUCUUUCUCUCAAUCGCUGUCUUCACCUGUGCCUCAGCCACUCCCCCAUUCAUUUGCUGGUUUCUGCAUAACCAGUUUAACCUCCCUCCCUGUUCAGUCUAUAUAACAUGCUGUAGUGGCACUUUACACUCACUUUUCCUGUAUUACACACGAGUGUACCUUUCCUUCUGUGAGAUCUUUGGGGAUUUAACCAUGUCGCUUGACCAGGACCUAUGUUACCUCUGCAAGGAAGAUCUCAGGGAUCCUGUUUCAAUCCCAUGCGGUCACAUUUUCUGCUCUGUCUGUAUCAAGACCUAUUGGGAUCAUGCAGACCACACUGGACAAUACAUGUGUCCCCAGUGCAGGGUCACCUACAACAAGAGACCCAAUCCACGCCGCCUGCAGUCCUCACGUCAUUCAUCGUCAUCCCUCAGAAACUCAGACUCUUUCCCACCGGCCCCUCCGGCCCCUGACUACAAAUAUGCGGGACCCCAGGAUGUGGGCUGUGACAUCUGCAUUGGGAAGAAGCUGAAAGCUGUCAAGUCUUGUCUGAUGUGUCUUGCUUCCUACUGCGAGAAGCACUUGAAGCCCCAUUACGAAUCAUCAACCUUCAAACGACAUAAGUUGGUGGAUGAGAUCGGACACCUUGACCGUCAGAUUUGCCCGCAGCACCAGAAAGGUCUGGAGCUUUAUUGCCGGACAGACCAGAUGUGUAUCUGUGUGUUGUGUACAGUGAAAGAGCAUAAGGGCCACGACAUGGUGUCUGCUGAACAGGAAAGGUCGGAAAUGCAGCAACGGUUGGGCGCCACCCAAGCUGAGAUUCAGGAAAAGAUCCAUGACAGAGUGAAGCAAAUGGAAGAGUUAAAACAGGCUGUGGAUGCACUCAAGAGUUCAGCACAACGGGCCUUGCAGGAGAGUGAAAAGAUGUUUGGUGACAUGCUUCAUUCCAUUGAAAGAAUGCAACAGGAAAUGACCAAACUCAUCUCAACCAACAAGAAGGCUGCACUUAACACUGCUGAAGGCCACAUGGAGCGUCUGGGCCAUGAAAUUGCUGACCUGAAGAGGAGAGACAAUGAGCUGACACAACUCUCUCGCACUGAGGACCAUAUCCAUUUCAUCCAGAGUUACCAUAUGCUGAUUGCCCAGACUGAUGCCGAGGAGCUGCCCUCUGUUACCGUGAACCCUUACUUUUCCUUUGGCACUGUUACCAAAACCGUCUCUGAGAUGAAACAACAUCUAAAUGAGUUCAGCAAUGAAGAGCUGGUCAAGGUGGCAAAGACAGUGAACAAAAUGCCAUUCUGCCAGCUAGACGACCGUAAGAAGAGAAGGUCUAUGAAGUCUGAUGAUGUUGACAUGUACAAGAGUCCCAGCAACACUCCCCGGACAAGAGAUGAGUUCCUCCAGUAUGCCUGCAAGCUUACACUGGACCCCGACACAGCAUACAGACAGUUAUACCUCUCCCGAAACAACCGGAAAGCAGCACUAAAGAGAGACCCUCAGGCUUAUAAUGACAGUAACCAGAGAUUUGACUGCCUGCCCCAGGUCUUGUGUAAAGAGGCUCUUUCAGGAGGUGCCUACUACUGGGAGGUGGAGUGGAGCGGGGAGGGAGCCUCAAUUGGUGUCACUUUUAAAGGUAUCAAGAGAACGGGUUACGGAGACUCAGCUCGUAUUGGCUACAACCGCAAGUCCUGGAGUCUCUUCUGCUCUGACUCCAGCUACUCAGCUCGACACAAUAAAGACCAGGUUGAGAUUAACACACCCUACUCUUCCCGUAUCGGGGUGUUUCUGGACUGUGCAGGAGGCACUCUUUCAUUUUACACUGUGUCUGAGUCCAUGUCACUUAUUCAUCAGUUUAAAGCCUCUUUCAGUGAGCCUGUAUAUCCUGGCUUCUGGGUCUGGUAUGAGUCUUCUAUCACUAUUUCUCAAUUGUAAAUGAUUAAACCGGACAGGGGAUAUGAGGGCAUUACUACCAGGUUUUUAAAAUUUGUAUUUUCUAUUUUUAUUUUUACUUUUUUAUGAAUGACUUCUGGUGAAGCUGAUUACAGUUAGUGCAUUUAAACUGAAAGUUUUAAACUUUGAUAUACCAACUAUGUUUAUACAGUAUAAAAAAAACUACUUUUUACAAAUUUGCAAAAAUGUUAAAGAAGUUACAAAGAAUUAUAUAAAAAUAUUUAAAUAAAUUGUGAAAAAAUGUUUAGCUCAUUUUCAAAGAAUACAGACCUUACAAAAAGUCUAAUAUCUUCAAUGUAAUGUUGUUUCCAUCUGUGUGAUUAUACUUUUUGAUUAAUAUGAAGGUUAAGCAGAAGCCACAAAAGUUUUUUACAGUAUAUCUUAAGUUUGAUUUAUGUGGGUCAUUUUGUCUGCAUUAAUGAUCACAUAAUAAAAUUAUAAAAUUAUUUAUUUAACAAAUUGGGGAAAAAUCAGAGCUGAAUCACAGUUUAGAGUAUUAAAAAGAUGUGACUUCGGACAUAUUGCGAGAGUGACCUCUACUGGUUGUAAUCACAUCUGACUCAACAAUGGGGCAAUUUUGAACAAAUAAAACUUUACUGAUUUAUUUC